Hyla sarda is the source of this 12557-nucleotide messenger RNA. It is a transcript of the gene CAMSAP2, whose product is annotated as calmodulin regulated spectrin associated protein family member 2. Gene Ontology annotation, biological process: cytoplasmic microtubule organization; negative regulation of microtubule depolymerization; neuron projection development. The record is from RefSeq and is a predicted model, not a curated record. Lineage: Eukaryota; Metazoa; Chordata; Amphibia; Anura; Hylidae. The coding region runs from base 341 to 4729 and encodes 1462 amino acids. Gene Ontology annotation, molecular function: spectrin binding; microtubule minus-end binding; calmodulin binding. Gene Ontology annotation, cellular component: microtubule minus-end. The transcript is spliced from 18 exons.
UUGUGAUCUCCCUUUAGAUACAUUGUAUCCGGAUUGUGAUCUCCCUUUAGAUACAUUGUAUCCGGAUUGUGAUCUCCCUUUAGAUACAUUGUAUCCGGAUUGUGAUCUCCAUUUACAUACAUUGUAUCCGGAUUCUGCUGGUCGUAUAUUUUUACACUUUAUCGGUUUCCCAUUCGGUGACAUGAAAUAAUCCACGUGUAUCCAUUGGACGGGGAAGGAUUCUCGGAUCAGAAUUGGCGUCUCUAUCCGGUGAUGGUUCGGGAUCUAUUACUUUACGGCGCGCUGUUAUACGGAUUUACGCUUCGAAUCAUGUAAGAGGCGAAACCGACCGAUAUCAAUCAUGGUGGAUAUAGCGGAAAGUGGAUCGGAGGUGAAGAAGACCUUCAUCGUGCCGGCCAUCAAACCCUUCGAUCACUAUGACUUCAACAGGGCCAAGGUGGCCAGUAACCUGGCCUGGUUGGUGGCCAAAGCCUUUGGCGCAGAAAACAUCCCCGAGGAGCUCCAGGAGCCUUUCUAUACGGAUCAGUAUGACCAGGAGCACAUGAAGCCGCCCGUGGCGAACCUUCUCCUCUCGGCGGACUUGUACUGUCGGGCAGGGAGUCUUAUUCUGAAGAGUGAUACCGCCAAACCCCUUCUGGGGCACGAUGCCGUCAUCCAAGCCUUGGCACAGCGUGGGCUCUAUGUGACCGACCAUGAAAAGCUGGUGACCGAGAGAGACCUGAGGAAGAAGCCUAUUCAGAUGAGCGCUCACCUUGCGAUGGUCGACACGCUGAUGAUGGCGUAUACGGUGGAGAUGGUCAGCAUAGAGAAAGUCAUCGCCUGCGUGCACAAGUACUCUCCCUUCUUCCAGACCGCAGACCUUCCCUAUGACAUCGAAGAUGCCGUCAUGUACUGGAUAAAUAAGGUAAAUGGACAUUUAAAAGGAAUUCUUGAACAAGAACAUCGAGUGAAGGAACAGCAGAACAUGGACCCCAACACUACACAGAAGUCGUCUUCCAAAUGGUUUUGGAAACUGGUCCCUGCCAGAUACAGGAAGGAGCAGAAUCUGUACAAACAGCUGCCAUAUAUACCCCUCAUGGAGAACAUCUUAAAAGAUGGCACCGAUGGAUGUGCCCUGGCCGCCCUCAUCCACUUCUACUGCCCGGAGGUGAUCAGAUUGGAAGAUAUUUGCUUUAAAGAGUCCAUGUCCCUGGCCGACAGCCUGUAUAACCUCCAGAUAAUUCAGGAAUUCUGCCAAGAGUAUCUCAAUGGAUGCUGCCAUUUUAGCUUGGAAGAUAUGCUCUACGCAUCGUCCUCCAUCAAGGCCAAUUAUUUGGUAUUCAUGGCAGAACUUUUCUGGUGGUUUGAAGUAGUGAAGCCAUCAUUUGUACAGCCGAGAGUGGUUGAUACACAAGGAAUCAUGAAGGCGGCCUCAAAAGCACGUUUUAAUAGAAGGCAUACAUUAGGAAGUUCUUCAAAUGCAAGAAAUCCACCAGAAGCUUUGUCUCCGACUGGUCCAGCUGUUAUUCGAAGAUCCUCUUCAAUGUCCUAUGUGGAUGGACAAGUUGGGACGUGGCCCAAAGAAAAACGAUCUUCAGUCCAUGGCGUCUCAUUUGACAUUUCUUUUGACAAAGAAGAUGGAAUCAGAGUAACAACCCCCAGCAAACCCAUCCGAAGAUCUAUCAGCAACGAAGGCUUCUCUCUGAACCUGGCCCGUGUUCCAAAACACAUCCGAAAAAAUCUUUCCUUUCAACCCAUCAACGGACAAGGACAGUCAGAUAGUAUUCAUGAAGAAUGGGGUCAGGGGCCACCCAACUACGAUGACUUGUCACCCAACAGCAACCAAUGGGAUUCCGAUGAAGGAGACCAAAAUAGGCAGCCCAAUGGCCCACAUGAGAAUAGGAUACCUGGAGAUGAACAGGAUGCUCAGAUAGGAGCUCCGAGCAUUGAAGAAGCACUUGAAAUUAUUCACAACCCUGAGAAGACUAGUCCUGUCAUUACGGAUUCAGUAAACAAUAGCUUUUUCCUUCACAACACUCAUGUUAAUGUGGGCUUGCCACCAUCUUCUUUGGCUCUUACAGAGACAAACUUAGACUUUUUCGACAAAAAAGAAUUGCAGAGCCCUGUCACUGACAAUACCGAGGUGGAUACUGGUAUUCACAUACAAUCAGAAGACAUUCCAGAAACUAUGGAUGAAGAUUCCUCUUUAAAAGACUACACGGUUAGUUUAGAUUCCGACUUUGACGAACAUCUAAAGUUGCAACAGGAUUAUGGAACUCACAUAAAUAAUGCACGGGAAUCGGUCAGUCCUUGCCCUAGCUCUGUAAGUGGAAAAUCCCAAGCAGGUAGUACGGCUUCUUCCAGUUCUGGUAUCAAAAUGACCAGCUUUGCAGAGCAAAAGUUCAGGAAACUCAAUCAUGGAGAUGGCAGGAGCAGUGGAAGCAGCUCCCCAAAGACAACUCCAGAUGGUUCAGAACUAAAUAUUCCACAAGUGGUCGCACUUGGCCAGAUCCAAGAGGUGAACUCUCUUCCGCAAAGCAAAGACACAACACAGCUCUUGGCAUCCGAGGUGGUGCAGCUCAGAAUGAAAUUGGAAGAAAAAAGGAGAGCUAUCGAGGCGCAGAAAAAGAAGGUCGAGGCCGCAUUUACACGUCAACGGCAAAAAAUGGGAAGAACUGCGUUUCUGACGGUUGUUAAAAAGAAAGGAGAUGGUAUCUCCCCUCUGCAAGAAGAAGCUGCGUCUUUGGAAAGCGAGAAAGCCCAAGAAGAUAUCUCAGCAGAAAAGGUCAUGCGGCGGCCAUUAAACAUUAGCCUCCUGCCCCAAAAAGUGAAUAGUGAGCAAAUACCUCGAUGGCUAAAAUCUCCUACAACACCUGUAGAUACUGACAAAUCUUGGAGCCUAACAAGCCCAAGUGAAGAAAACAUGACGGAAGUUGACGUGGGAGAGUACACAAAAUCCAUCGAAAAACUAAAUUCCUCUCUGAAUUUUCUACAGCAGGAAAUGCAAAGACUGGCUUUACAGCAGGACAUGUUAAUGCAGAUGAGAGAGAAGCAAGCCUGGGUUAUCUCACCACCACAACCCUCACCCCAAAAAGUUCCCCAGAAAGAGUCCAAACCAGCAACAAAACCCUCAGUAACGUGGUCCCCAGUUCCUUGCGUUUCCAUGGAGUCCCCUCGACAAGCUCACAGAUCUCCCCAAACGUCAAUCAAGAAGACUGUAUCUUUUAAUGCGAAACCCCAGAGGACGCCUCGCCCCAAUGAGCUUAAAAUAACACCCUUAAAUCGCACUUUGACGCCACCUCAAUCGGUAGAUAGCCUUCCACGUCUACGGAGGUUCUCUCCAAGCCAGACACAAACAAGAUCCUUUGUUUACUUUGGAGACGAUAGAAAACCUGAAACCAAUCAAGAGGCCAAGGACAUAUCUAAUACAGAUGAAUGUUGUAAUAGCGAGACUCAAGGGAAUGAAGGAUCGGAAUCACAUCAGACGCCUGAUCCAGUGGAGAAAAAACCCAUAGAGUCGACGGUAUCGGAAGUGUUGUCGCAGCCUAUUAUAGAGACUGUGUGCGUUACACCAAAUGAUGAGGUUUUCAGUCAGAGAUCCUUUUCCACCACUAAAAAUGGAAGAUUUAUUGAAGUCCCUCUUUCAAAGUUACAACUCCCAGAGGAGACUUCUGAAAAGAAUGAAGCGGAGCCUGAAAAAGAACUGAUAACGGAAGACCAGAAAGUCUGUUGUGGCUUCUUUUUCAAGGAUGAUCGGCAAGAAGAAAAUGACAUAGCUGCAAAACGUGCUGCACUUUUGGAGAAGAGACUGAGGAGAGAACGUGAAAAUCAGCAGAAGAAGGUGGAGCAAGAGAUGGAGCUGGAACUCAAGAAGGAAGAAGCCAGGCGAAAGUCAGAAGAGGAACGUAGUAAGAAAGAAGAUGAGAAGGCGAGACGAGAAUAUAUCAAACAAGAAUACCUACGCAGGAAACAGCUGAAGUUAAUGGCGGAUAUGGAUUCUGUUAUCAAACCUCGCGGGAACCUUAACCGACCAAAAAAAGCCAGGCCGAAAUCCAUCCACAGAGACCAGCACGUGGAAUUGCCUAGAACACCGACUGGCGCUCCUCCAGCUUCAAGCUUUUCCCUGGCUUCACUGAACACGGGAGACAAUGAAAGUGUAAAUUCUGGGAAAAGAACGCCAAGUCCUUUUAGGUCAGAAUCUGUAGAAGGAUUUCUGUCACCUGCUUGUUCCGGCAGUCGUAAUGGGGAAAAAGACUGGGAAAAUGCUUCUACUACAUCCUCGGUGGCGUCCGCAACAGAGUACACAGGGCCAAAGCUAUACAAGGAACCCAGCGCUAAAUCUAACAAGUACAUCAUCCAGAACGCCAUAUCCCAUUGUUGCCUGGCUGGUAAAGUGAAUGAAGGGCAGAAGAACAAGAUUCUGGAGGUAGAUGCUAAUAUCUCAGAAAUGGAGAAAUCUAACGCCAACAACUUCCUAAUCUUGUUCCGUGACUCAGGAUGUCAGUUCCGUUCUGUCUAUACUUACUAUCCGGAAGUGGACGAGAUAACCAAGCUGGUGGGCAUCGGACCCCGCUCCAUAACUCGUAAAAUGAUCGACGGUCUUUACAAAUACAACUCCGACCGCAAACAGUUCAGCAACAUCCCAGCCAAAACCAUGUCUGCCAGUGUGGACGCUGUGACCAUUCACAGCCACCUAUGGCAAGCUAAGAGACCUGCCACCCCCAAAAAACUACUUUCUUCCAAAGCAUAGCGGAGGCUGGAGAAAAAAAAAUAAAAAAGAACCUCCUGAAGUUUUAUGGAGAUAGCGAUGACUUGUUGCCAUUGAAACUUGUAUGGAGUGAACGCAGACACUUCCUCCUGCUGUCUUUACAACACAACUGGAAUGUAGGACAGUAUUGAUCAGGGGUGGGUUAGGGUGGGCAUGGCGAUGGGUUGUGUUGGGGAGGGGGGGUUAUUUAUCACAAAAACUCACUUCGACUCACUUAACCAGGAGGGUAAGCUGUAUGCUAUCUAAACUCAAGGGGCAUGUGCGGUAUGACACUGAAGCACUGACAUUUGUCCAUGUUAGGUGAGUGGUAUUACUCAACAUCUCUCGCCUUAUAUAUUACCGGUAUUAUUCGUUUAUUUUAAUUUUUUUGUUUUUUUUCAGCGUUUGCGUGUGUGCAAGACAAUGUUGAGUUACAAAGGACAAAUCGAGUAUUUUGUCUAUUCUGUAUGGUUCUUUUUCUCUAUUUGGAGAAGAGCGUAAAAAAAAUGUGGUGUUGAGCAAAUGCAUCGGUAUCGCUGCCAAGAAGGGUGGCAGCAUGUACUUUACUGAGUAAUUCCCUAGCUCCCUGGCAACAAGAGGAUUGUGGGAUAGGCCAGCUUACCUCAAAAAUGCAAGCCAGUAAGCAUGUAUUUUGAAUGACAGCAUCACUUCCUUUAUAUAGCUUUGUCUGCAAGUUUUUACAGGAAAAAAUGGCGUAUUUAAGUACUCUCUCCGAUUUGACAUUCCUAGAGUGCAACGUGCGUACGACUUAGUGUAGUCAGCUUUGACGCUCUGUUCAUUUCUUAUGACUGUUUUUAUCACCUCAUGGAGAGCGACUGUAUCCGUGCUUAUUAUUUUUGUUUUACUAUCGUCAUUUUGUAUUUUUGUUUAGCGCUAUCUAAAAAAAAAAAAGAGAUUGAUUGUCAUGAGGUUAGUGCUAGAUCCUUUAUAUAUUUAUGGGCAAACACUAGUCUUAACAGUUUGCUGCUGACAAACCUAAUGUCUCUUACAAGAUUUUACUUUGUUUUAACCUUUUAGACACUAUUGGUAAGAUAUUUAUUGAGACCAAUCUGUUUAGUGAUGUUGUCCGAGGGAGCGCGGCUUAGAUGUAAAGGUCUGCCGGCUCCUCGGGGGACGUCCUAAUAGAUUAUGUCAUCAGAGACAGUGUUUUCGAGCCCUGUCUUUUAUAUUACACUAGAAGAAAUAAGGUUCCCUCACUUGACGCAUCACUAAGAGAACCAGCAAGGUUGGUUAGAGUGCCAAUGUAAAGAGCUCAAAGCAGUGUUAAGCGAGGGAGGGUGAGACGAUAGGGUGUAACACUAAUGCUGCAGGACAGGGCCAUGCAUCUUGUCUAGUUAGUUGCAUGCACUUUCCGGGAUGAAAGGUAAGCGUGUUUGUGGGUGUUUUUUUAUUCUCCAUUUCAAGGAUAAAGUACGGUUGUUUAUACGAGACGUGUUGUAAAAUAUUUCAUAUCAUGUCAGAAUUAACAUUUUAAGCUAAAUGCAAAGAGAAAUCAUAUGGUCAUUACAUUUUGAAUAGUGUAUUUUCAUUUUAAUAUCUAUUUUGUUAUAUAUAAGUAGGCAUGGAUUGUACAUUAACUUAUCAUUUUUUUGUAAUUUUUUUUUUUUUAAACUGAACAGAGAUGGUCAAGGACCCACAGAAUGUAAUUUAUUUGUUACCAAAAAAAAAGAGAGAAAAAGAACUUGUAUAAACAGGCCGAUGUAUGACAGAUGGGGUAGCGGUGAAUCAUUGCGUUGUAUGAUGGUUUAAUAUUUUCCAAAUUUGCUGCAGGGAAGGGUGAAUGCAUUACCUGCCUUCGAAACCCAGGCCUUUUGUGUAUGAGCUGUAGAUAUUUCCAUCACUUAUUGUAUUGUGGUUAAUUGUAUUGCAGGGGGAGGGUUAGUUACCUUCAUUCUUAUAUGAAUUAUUGAGAUUUCCCUUUUCAUUUAUUCACAACUCCAGACUAAAAAUCAUGAAACAUUAUCUAAUACUUCACCUCAACCCCCUUAGUGAUGGUCGACAUUAUAGAACUAGGACAUAAAAUGACAAUUAGGAAGUGUUUAUUUGAUUGGGACAUUACUGUAUUGUCGCUCUCAUCAUAUCCAUUGUGUAUUUUGUAGUUGGCAAAUUUUAGCAAAAUUCUGCUUCCCUGUUACUUCCAAAAUUAAUCAGACCCAAAAACACUAACAACAUACCGAUAGGUGAAUUCGGAAUUUAGAUUGUGAACCCCUAUAGGGACCAAUCUAAGUGAUCACAAGCUCUAUACAGCACUGCUGAAUAUGCUGGCUCUAUUUAAAAAAAAUAAACAAAAAUUUAAACCCCAAAACAGACUCCUAAAAAGAAUUCAGACCCCGAGACUAUACUCUAAUAUUAAUUCAAAAAGUAUCGGACCUAAGACCAGACUCCAAAACACUCCAACACAUACUGAUAGGUGAAUUUGGAAUUUAGGUGAUUAAUCCUAAUGAGGACAGGGACAAAUUUGAGUGAUUACCAGCUCUGAACAGAGCUAUGGAAUAUGAUGGUGCUAUAUAAAAUAAAAUAAAAAUUAUUAGACUCUAGACCAGACCUCUAAAUUAAGUCAUACCUCAAACCAAAAUUAAUUUAGACUCCAGACCAUACCCCUAAUAUUAAUUCUGACUUUUAAAAUUAAGCAGACCAGACUCCUAAAAUAAGGUCUGACCCCAGACAUCUGAAAUUAAUUUAAACCCCAGACCAUACACAUAAAAUUAAUUCAGACCCCAGACCAGACCUCUAAGUGAAUUCAGACCAGAUAUCUUAAAUGUAUUCAGCCUCUCAAACAGACCAUUAAUUUAGAAUGUUAAACAGACCUUUAAAAUGAAUUUAGAUGCCGGAACACACCCCUAAAAUGAAUUCAGACCCCUAUAAUGAAUUAAACCCUAGACCCACGUACAACUUCCUUAUGCUUGUGUUCCAGUCCCCUACAGUAUUUCUGUUAGAUGCACUAAGGAAGAUGUAUGAUUGUACUUGAAAAUACAUAGUACCCAAUGCAUUUGCAAAAUAUUGAUAAUUUCCCGGUUAGGCAUAACAUUUUAAAACUUUUAAAUGAAAAUUUUUGAACAUUUCUUUAUAUAUUUUAUGUUUGUAUUUGUCAUUUUCAGCAUACAGCACAGUAAUGUUACACAGCCUUGUACAGUACAAUAGACAUAUUCAUGCUAGUUUGAGGACUAGUGGAGUUUGCCAUAUAAAUUUUCCUGCCUUCGGAGGGACAUCUAUGGUUUACUCGGAGACUAUUUGGGGGAUAUUGUAGUAAACAUGGGGAGAACAAAACCCAACAAUAUUUAUAUUUCUGCCUUCUCAAUCCCAGUAUUGGGUCAUUGACGCCCUUUACAUCUUUACCAAGCUCUUGUGCUUCCAUCCUUGUGGCUCCCCAGCAGCCAGACAUCUGUUCUACAUUGUUACCGAUCCCACCCCCCCUUCAUCUUCUUCUACAACCUUGCCCCAGUAUUCGGUUCUACGUCAUCCCUCUUCUGUAUAGUCACCUUCCAGAUAGGGUUGAGUGAUGCAGCCAUUGGAAAGUUAAUGGAAUGUCAAAAACAUAUCCACUUAUCCGGCACAUCCGCAUUGCAGUGUUAUAGGACGUCUCCAGAAUAAAGUAUUAGUUGUUUUGUUUUGCGUUCAAUAUGUUACGACAUAGAACAUUUUGUCUUAUGACGGGUAAAAUAUUGUGCAUUGUAUAGAGCCCCUCUGUCUGUGACCCUGAUGGAAGACACACAGCCAUUGUGUGAUCAGACCAUCUGUAUAGUGUUAGAGACCAAGGCUACGUCACAAGGGUUAUGUAGAGUCUUUGAUGCACUACUAUAAUAAUUUAAUGCACAUGCAUAAAAAACAUUAUACACUCAUAUUGACCCUUGUGGAAACAUCUAUUCCAUAAGAACUUAAUGACAGGCAUCCAGAACCUUCUAGUAUGAAUAUUUCGGAGAUAAAAUGUUGCUACGUUGCUUUUCAAGGCACCAUAUUGGGUCUCUUGCCCAUAUAAGUAGUUGAACACUAUUGCAUAAACAUUAGUCAUCUAUAUCUACUGAACAUAUAGAGAACUUGAAAACCCUGUAAAGCAUCAACAUGUUUUACGGGAUCCGUGACAUUGAGGGGUCAUAUUGUGCCCCUAUAAUCUCUGGUCUCUCUUGGUUGGAUCACUACAUGCUUUAUUAUACACUGCUCAAAAAAAUAAAGGGAACACUUAAACAACACAAGGCCAAUGACACUUCUACAACUCCAAGUCAAUGACACUUCUGUGAAAUCACACUGUCCACUCAGGAAGCAACACUGAUUGACAAUCAAUUUCACAUGCUGUUGUGCAAAUGGAACAGACAACAGGUGGAAAUAAUAGGCAAUUAGGAAGACACCCCCAAUAAAGGAGUGGUUCUGCAGGUGGUGACCACAGACCACUUCUCAGUUCCUAUGCUUCCUGGCUGAUGUUUUGGUCACUUUUGAAUGCUGGCGGUGCUUUCACUCUAGUGGUAGCAUGAGACGGAGUCUACAACUCACACAAGUGGCUCAGGUAGUACAGCUCAUCCAGGAUGGCACAUCAAUGCGAGCUGUGGCAAGGUGGUUUACUGUGUCAGCAUAGUGUCCAGAGCAUGGAAGCGCUACCAGGAGAUAGGCCAGUACAUCAGGAGACAUGGAGGAGGCCGUAGGAGGGCAACAACCCAGCAGCAGGACAGUUAUCUCUGCCUUUAUGCAAGGAGGAGCACUGCCAGAGCCCUACAAAAUUACCUCCAGCAGGCAAAAAUGUGCAUGUGUGCACUCAAACGGUCAGAGAACACCAAGAUUGUCAAAUUCGCCACUGGCGCCCUGUGCUCUGUACUCCGUGGAGAAUGUUCUGCUGCCUGCAACAUCCUCCAGCAUGACCGGUUUGGCGGUGGGUCAGUAAUGGUGUGGGGUGGCAUUUCUUUGGGGGGGCCACACAGCCCUCCAGGUGCUUGCCAGAGGUAGCCUGACUGCCAUUAGGUACCAAGAUCCUCAGACCCCUUGUGAGCCCAUAUGCUGGUGCGGUUGGCCCUGGGUUCCUCCUAAGGCAAGACAAUCUUAGACCUCGUGUGGCUGGAGUGUGUCAGCAGUUCCUGCAAGAGGAAGGCAUUGAUGCUAUGGACUGGCCUACACAUUCCCCGGACCUUAAUUCGAUUGAGCACAUCUGGGAGAUCAUGUCUCGCUCCAUCCACCAACGCCACGUUACACCACAGACUUUCCAGGAGUUGGCGGAUGCUUUAGUCCAGGUCUGGGAGGACAUCCCUCAGGAGACCAUCCGCCACCUCAUCAGGCGCAUGUCCAGGCGUUGUAGGGAGGUCAUACGAGCACGUGGAGGCCACACACACUACUGAGCCUCAUUUUGACUUGUUUUAAGGACAUUACAUCAAGGUUGGAUCAGCCUCUAGUGUGGUUUUCCACUUUGAUUUUGAGUGUGACUAUAAUUUUUGUGUGAUUUUGUUGUCAGCAAAUUCUACUAUGUAAAGACGAAAGUAUUUCAUACGAUUAGUUCAUUCAUUCAGAUCUAGGAUGUGUUAUCUUAGUGUUCCCUUUAUUUUUUUUGAGCAGUGUAGAUCAAGCAGCCAGAGUAUAUAGCUUCAUGCACAAUAGGCUAUUCUAGGCUUUUCUUGGGUUGGGUUUAUUCAUAUUAGGGCAGGCGCUCGUGCCCAUAGCGGUGCCAUAUUGCAGAGUAUAAGUUUAGAAAUAAAAUAGUCAUACUGUAUUAAAUCCAAGGGAAUUUUUAUGGGUUUAGCUGAAAAAGGUUUUGUACUGAAGUGGUUAACGAAAUAAGAACAAAACGUUUUAUCAGACUUUUUAAUUCACAUUCUAUUUUAAUUUGUUGGCUGAGUUUGAGAUUUCUGAAGCCAUGGUCAUAUUGAGGUGCUGGGUUUACAUAGGCUCUGUUCACACUUGCUUUAAAGGGGUUAUCCAGGAUUGGAAUACCGUAACUGAUUUGAUUCUUCAAAAAACAGCACCACCCCUUGUCCUCAGGUGUUGUGUGGUAUUGCAGCUCAGUUCUAUUGAAGUGAAUGGAGCCAAGCUGCAAUACCACACACAACCUGAGGACAGGUGUGGUGGUGUUUUUGGAAUAAAACAGCUCUAUUUUUCUAUCUUUGGAUAACUUCUUUAAUGUUGUCCAUUGGAGUUACCAUUAUUUUUGAAGGCAAGAAUGCUUGCACUAUUUCUGCAGUCAAAAAUACUAGAACCACGAUGAUAUUAAAGUCAGAAAUUGCUGUAUCUGUAUAAAAAAUCUGAUUUGGCUGUCAUGGCUCCAUUAUGUAUAAGAAUGCCAUGGCACUAGUGUGAACAGAGCCUUAAAGUCGCUAUACAAAUGGGCACAAAGUUGACCAAACCUGCCAAUUUUCCGCAUGACUGGCCAACUAAACUAUGUCUAUGGGGUUUUUCCAACUCUGCCCCAAGGUGAAGAGUUGGCACAGUCCCAUACACAUAAGAUAGUUAGGCAGUCCUGCCGGAAUCAAAGCCAUGCCGAAUUUCAGCACCAGUCUUUGACCAUACCAAUCAUGUGUAUGGGAAGGAAUAGCUCUCCGCCAACCAAGUCAUCAGCCAAAAGUUAUAGCAGGUGUAUGGUCACCUUGACACUUGUGUCCCAACUUAUGUACUACGAGUUAAAGCCUGACAUGAGAUAUAUAUAUAUAUAUAUAUAUAUAUAUAUAUAUAUAUACACACACACACAAAGUAAAUAGUACUUAUGUUACAUUUCCCUUUUAAAUUGAAUUAAUUUAUUCAUCUUUUAUUCUAAGUAUUAAAACUGUCUUUUUGAUGUAUUAAAACUCUAAGUUGUCUUCUUUUAUUUUUUUUUAUUGCUUUAUAAGUAUUAUCAUUAUUGCUCUUUAUAUUUCCACUGCCAGAGCUAUUUAUGCAGUAUUAUCAUUUUUAAUACUUUUACUUUUGUUUUCUCCUACUUUUUUAACCCAUUUUUAUCUUUCAGCAGUGAUUCCGGAUGAUUGUUUUUGGUAUGAUCUUUUUUUCUGUCAUACUCCUCAACCUGCAGCCCGUUCAGCUGUGGCAAAACUACAACUCCCAUCAUGCCCUGACAGCCGAAGGCUGUCAGGGCAUGAUGGCAGUUGUAGUUUCACCGCAGCUGUCAGGCCUUGAUGGGAGUUGUAGUUUUGUGAAAAGCUAAAGGUUGCGGAACUCUAAAGGAGAUUCAUUGUGACCUGUGCAGAGGGAAAGUCAACAGUUGCCCAUAGCAACCAAUCAGAUCACUUCUUUCAUUUUUGAAAAGGGCCUCUGAAAAGUGAAAGAAGCGAUCUGAUGGUUGCUAUGGGCAACUGGUCAACUUUCCCUCUGCACAGGCCGUGAUGAAUCUCCCCCUAUGUUCUUACAUAUAUAGUAUUCGGUUAUCUAGUUUAACCCUCUGUUUGCCAUAGUGUGCCAACAAGUAGACACUCGCACAUUCCCUUAAAAGAGAGUACUGCUUUCUGUACAAUUCGCGAUUUGUCUUUGUUUUGUUGUUUUUUUUUGUUUUGUUUUUUCCCCCUUCAUGGAGUAACACGAAUAAGAUGACUGGCAUUUCGACAUCUUCAAAAGGCAUAAAAAAAUAAAAGAAAAAAAAAAUUAAAAUAAAUAAAAAAUAAAUAAAAUGUUUCCAUGCCUGACAUUUUGUAUGAAUGUUCACAAGGACGUGUCUCAUUACUUAUGAAUCUGUCUCCCUAUUGUUUGCAUGUAAAUGAGAUCUAAACAGUUGUGUAGAUACUAUGUAUAUUGGUGUGUAUGUACAUAUAUGUGAUAGGUGGAAAAAAAAAAAAAGGAAAACCUGCACAUUUUUGCUUGUGCCGUCAUCACUGCAAGCAGCGGAAAAAUAAAAAAAGAUCUCUUCACUGCA